UACUAACAUUUAUAGUGACUAAGCUGUGUAGUUAGUGGGUCUGGCCAAUACAUGCACUGAUGCUAUUGGUUGAUUCUUCUCCUGGUAACCAACACAAACUUACUUUCAACAACAGCUUGCAGCAAGCAGAGAAAUGAAUGCGUUUUUAUUGAAAAUAAAUUGUUGAAUGUUUACGCACGCCAGUAAUGAUAUGGACUGCAAUUCUGCAAGAGCCAGCAACAAGCCUACUGAAAGAGAUGAGGGAUAUUAUGGAAACAGGACAGGGAGAGAUGUUGCCACAGAAAUUGAAGAAAAACAUGACGAAUAUUUAAUAGCACUUCAGCAUAAAAACAGGAUCCUGAAAAAAAUGAAAACAAAAGACCCAAAGCAAAUUAUGCUGGAGUGUUUGGAGCAGGGGUUUUCACUUUAUGUCAAUGGUGCAAACGCUGAUCUCAAGAGGCAGCCAAGGAGACAGAGUCCUCAGCCGUCAACGGCAGCUGACUUAAGAGCUACGCAGACUGCAGGCGUGUCUGGAAGGUGUGUUUUUUCCCACGAGGAGCUGCAGGAUUUGGAUGACGCUCUGAAGCGGAGGACUCAGACUGCACCCGGAAAGGUCCAGCGUAAAGGAUGGGCCCAGGAUUCAGUCCACAUUAAGACAGAGAAUGGACCUCGAAUACGGAUUGUUCCCAAUCCUGACUACUCGGAUGAUUUUGAUGCCUGCGACAGUGUGAACAUGGAGAAAUCAAUUAUAGACUCUCCCAGACAGGACAGUCGUGAAAACUCAAAGGCAUCCAGUGCAACAAGAUUGAACAGGAACAACAGUGACUGCAAUGAUAAAGUUUUAUUGAACGUUGAUGAUGUGAAGGUGCUGCGGAGGAGCCUAGAGGGCAGUGUGAGCCUCCGGAGGAGCAGCAGAGACUCAACGAGCGAGGAGUCGGACGGGUUCGAAGAGGAUUCUGUGGAGGAGCAGAUAGAGGUGGACGACAGCACUGAGAGUCUGCAGGACUUGCAGCUGCACUCCAAGGAAACUUCACGAGAAAACCGGGGCAAAAGUCAAAAAGAUCAAAAAAGGCAACAAUGUGCUCUAGAACCAGGAGAUAUCGUAGUCCUAGACUUUGGCCCUUCACCUAAAAAUACUAAGCAAGAGCGAGCGCUUACAGCAAAAAGAAAAGACAACAUUGAGACUUAUAUUCCCACCAAGCCCAUGAUGGUUAAAAGUAAAUCAACUGACAGACCAUCCUCCUCCUACUCCUCUUCCUACAGAGAUCUCUCUAGGCCGGGAAGUCGUGUAGAGAGGCCGCUGUCAGCCGCUAGGAGACCUCUGUUUGAGGAAAAGGACCCCGAGGAGUCUGCCUUUGCUGUCAUUGAAGCAGUGCAGAGGGAAAAUAAACCUGUUGAGAAAGAGAUGAGACCCAUUCCAGCAGAUAAAGCAGUUGCCGAAAAACUGCUGAUGUCGUCCUCGGCUCCGGUAUUGAACAGAUCAAUUCCCUCUACUUCUUCAGAGACAGUGGGAGAAAGUGAAGUCACCAAGGCCAUGGAGAGAAUCCGAUUACUGGAACAAAGCCAGCAGAAAAAGCUUUUAAAGGCACUAGAAAGAAUUGAUGUUGAUUCCUCUUUGGAUAUCCAAGAGAAUGAAAAAAGUAGUGACUCAACAGAAAAAGCACAGGCACAGAAAGGAGCUGAGGUGACGGGCGCAGUCUAUGUGACAAUGGAGAUAUUGUCCAACUGGGGCGACUGCAGCAGAGUAGGCCUGACUGAGGUGCAGUUCUUUAGCUUGAAAAACCACAAGCUUUACGUUUCUCCUCAUGAUAUUGAUAUCAGAAAUGCAGACUACCAUGGAGAUCUAGGUGCGCUGAUAAAUGGAAAAACUAAAACCACAAAGGAACGUCAGAUGUGGACAUGCUCCUUCCACCCCCCAGUCCAGCUGUAUUUCAUUAUUCGCAAUCCAGAGCACGCGCAGGAUUUAGGCAUUUCCAAGAUCAAAAUAUGGAACUACAACAGGAGCCUCAAUGAUUUGGAUAUUGGAGCCAGACAUGUUAGAGUUUACCUCGAUAGUAUUCUGAUGUUCGAUGGAGAGCUGGAGAAAGGCUGUGGAAACCAGGUGUUUGACUACAGCACUACUAUUGACCUCAGCCCCACAAAGCAGGAGGCUGUAUCUAGUCCUGUUUCAAGAGGCAGCUCUGAUAACAGCAAAGACCGGAGUAGCGAGAAUCCGAGCCUGGAAUGUGCUUCAGUCAGCAGUAGCUUCUGUGUGGAUGAAGCUGAAACAGGAAAAAUGCUCAAGGGGAAGAGUGAUAGUGGUGGCCUAAGGGAAGACCUUAAAUUGCCUUCAGCUUCCUUUGCCAAACUGGAGCGACAGUCACAGAGUGACUCUUUUGAAACCAGCCAAGAUUCACAUUUGGAUGAGGAGCUAACGAUGAAACAACAGGUGGAAAAAUUAACAGGGAAAAAAAUAGUGGAGCCAACUUUUUUCAGGACACCAUCAUGGUUACAACCGAUAAAAAAAGACAGCCAGGAAAGGACAGAGUGCAGCAAAGAAAGACCUCCAUGGCUUUUCAAAGACCAGAAUGAAGACUUCAAACGAACUUCAGUUUGUGAGCUGCCGGAACUGUCAAGCAAUCCAGUAAAAGCUCAUAAGAGCGCCAUGACCAAGACUGAAAGGAAUCUGGAUGGAGAUCCGAGUCUCCCUACAGCAGACUACAGAACCGAUUCACAGGAUUUAGAUUUUUUUGGUAAGGCUGCAGAGAAGGACUGCUACACCACAUCACUGCUGGAAGACUUUAUUCAGAAACCUGAUCGCCCCGUUAGUGGCAGGAGAAGCUCAAUGAGAAACCUGAUGCAGCAGGAGUUACUCAAUACCAAUGGAACACUUCCCAGAAUCGAUGACCAGAGUAAAAGGCAACGCACCGCCCGAGCCAAGUGGCGCAGUGAGCAGGAUGACUCAUUGCUGGAGUCCUGGAAUUCACUUUUGAAGUUCAACCAGUCCCAGCGUGGGCGCAUCUCCAACAUGGACUUCGAGGGGGACAUAUUCGACGAGUUCCGGCAGCAGUGGAUCGGCUGGCUAGAGGCGUCAGUUCCAGGGGUUCCCAGGCCCCAGAGGCAGGCACUGGUGCAGGAGCAACGGGAGGAAGACCCCCUUAGUGAGGCUGACAAAGAUGACGAAUUUGAAAUCCCUGUACUGCCCCAUGGCCAACAUUUGGUCAUCAACAUCCUUUCUACCUGGGGUGAUCGGCACUAUGUGGGGAUGAAUGGGAUAGAAAUGUUCAGUUCCACUGGAGAGCCCAUUCAGGUAGCCCAUAUCCGAGCAGAUCCACCUGAUAUUAACAUCCUGCCCGCCUAUGGUCGGGACCCCAGGGUGGUGAGCAAUCUGAUUGACAGUGUAAAUAUGACGCAGGAUGACAUGCAUCUCUGGCUGGCUCCUUUUACUCCAGGGAGAUCCCACGUUAUUUACAUUGACUUCGAAACCCCCCGCCACGUAGCCAUGAUCCGGAUCUGGAACUACAAUAAAUCCCGUAUACAUUCCUUUCGCGGGGUCAGGGCGGUGGAGAUGCUGUUGGAUGGAAAAUGUAUCUUUAAAGGAGAAAUAGCAAAGGCUUCAGGGACACUGUCUGGAGAUCUGGAGCAGUUUGGGGACACUAUACUGUUCACAACCGAUGAUGACAUCUUAGAAGCCAUGUCUCACUACGAUAACACCUUCGAUGGUGAUUUGGAUAGUUCUCAGGGGCUAGUUUGUGAAGAGGAGUUAAACCGGCCCAGAACUGCGGAUGGAGAGGGAGAGGAAAGACCUUUCACACAGGCUGGCUUCAGAGCAGAGGACCAUCAGCUACAGGAACAGCAAUCUACAUCAAGCCACUUGACAGAAGUGUCUAACCAAGUGCCAGGAACAUAUACUGGAAAAUGCCUUAAAUUAAACUUAACUUCGACGUGGGGUGACUCGCAUUACCUGGGGCUGACUGGGUUUGAGGUUGUUGGCAAGGAUGGUCAGGCCCUUCCAUUAAGCAUGAGCAUUAUCGACGCCUCUCCCCGGGACCUCAAUGAACUGCCAGAGUACAGUGAGGAUUCCAGAACAUUAGACAAACUAAUAGACGGGUCCAAUGUCACCAUGGAAGAUGAGCACAUGUGGUUGAUUCCUUUUACCCAUGGGAAAGAUCACAUUCUAACUGUGUCUUUUGAGAAGCCUGAGACUAUAGCUGGGCUGCGCUUCUGGAACUACAACAAAUCACCAGAAGAUACUUACAGAGGGCUAAAGUUAGUCCAUGUUACUCUUGAUGGGUUCUGCAUCUCGCCACCAGAGGGCUUCCUCAUACGAAAAGGUCCUGGCAACUGCCAUUUUGACUAUGCCCAGGAGAUCUUGUUCAUUGAUUUCUUACAGCCGAGCAGUAGACUCAAAAACAAACAGCAGCUGAGGGGUAACUCAAAGAAUGUAGAACAGGCUAGCAUGGACUAUGAAGCCCCUCUGAUGCCAUGUGGCUUUAUCUUCCAGCUGCAACUGUUGACAAGCUGGGCUGACCCGUACUACAUCGGGCUGAACGGGCUGGAGUUCUACAAUGAACACAACGAGAAGAUCACUCUCACAGAAAACAACAUUGCUGCAUAUCCAGACAGUGUGAAUGCGUUGGACAGCGUCACAGGAGAUGUGAGGACUCCAGACAAACUAAUAGAUGGAGUAAACAAUACCCAAGAUGGAAGGCACGCGUGGUUGGCCCCUGUUGUUCUUGGUUUGGUGAAUCGGGUGUAUGUUAUUUUCGAUCAGCCAAUGACUGUGUCGAUGAUAAAACUUUGGAACUAUUCGAAAACCCCUCAAAGAGGUGUAAAAGAGUUUGGGCUGCUGGUGGAUGAUCUGCUGGUAUACAAUGGAAUUCUAGAUAUGGUGAGCCAUGUGUCCCGGGGAAUACUGCCAACCUGCGACCCUGUUGUUCCAUACCACACCAUCCUGUUCACAGAUGAUGAGAUGAUUGCUUUACGGGAGAGAAAAACUGUGAUCAGCAACUAUGUUGAAGACCAAGAUGUGAGGAUGACCAAUGAGAACCAAAUUGUUCACCACAACAAGAACAAGCAAACUGCAGAUCCAGCCUUGCGACCAAAAACCUGCAUGACAGACAGAGGGCAGCAGGGAAACAGAAGAUACUAAAAACAGUUUCAAACCAGGUAUACUUCAACAUGCAGAUACAUAACAUGUAAGGCAGAAAGCAAACCUGGAUAUUUUCCAUCUAACCUAAAUGCAUGUGAUGACGAGUGGACUUUGUGCUACUGUUGCCGAGCUUGGUCGGACAUUAAACCAAGUAACUAUUUAAAAAAAUAAUAAUAAUGUGGCCAUCUGAAAUCUACAGAAGACAAUCUUCUUCGUGUUUGUAGUAGCAUAUUUGUCACAUUUAACUCUCAAUGUCAUCUGGAAAGAGCAUUACUGUUGCAUGCUUUUCACACCAGUAAAGAACUUUACUAUUCUCAUAAUACAAAUAUUUACCUUCACUAAAAUCCUGUUGCGGUGAAGUUAUUCACAUAUUACAAAUGUCUGUGAUGACACUUGAAAGCACAUUCAGUAGAAGCUGCUAUUUGUUUGAUGACAAGAUUAUAUAAUGCAAGCAGUGACACACAACACUUCAAAUACACAUCGCUGUUUUAGCACAGUGUAUUUUGAAAACGGACAUGUGCUUUUGAAAGAAUAAAACACUUAUUGUGUAAGCAGUAUUCUGUUAUGCUCAUUGCUUUGGGGUACAUUUAACACUGCACUUGGUGUUUCCUGCUUCAAGGUCAUGUUGUAUAGUGUAAAGAUUGUACAUAAGACAUUCCAUGUGCAUUGCUUUUUUAUCACCAACUUCAAAGUGAAUUUAUAUUUAAUGUAGUUUUACUUUUUAUUAA
Messenger RNA from Polyodon spathula (Mississippi paddlefish), 5838 nucleotides. Its product is annotated as katanin-interacting protein-like. The record is from RefSeq and is a predicted model, not a curated record. Lineage: Eukaryota; Metazoa; Chordata; Actinopteri; Acipenseriformes; Polyodontidae. The transcript has 28 exons. The coding region runs from base 167 to 5110 and encodes 1647 amino acids.